Messenger RNA from Musa acuminata subsp. malaccensis (wild Malaysian banana), 1921 nucleotides. Its product is annotated as guanosine nucleotide diphosphate dissociation inhibitor At5g09550. The record is from RefSeq and is a predicted model, not a curated record. Gene Ontology annotation, molecular function: Rab GDP-dissociation inhibitor activity. Gene Ontology annotation, cellular component: cytoplasm. Lineage: Eukaryota; Viridiplantae; Streptophyta; Magnoliopsida; Zingiberales; Musaceae. Gene Ontology annotation, biological process: protein transport; small GTPase-mediated signal transduction; vesicle-mediated transport.
GGAGAAAGAAGAGAUGCAGAACCAAUUCGGGGUCCACUGAUCGGACGGAUAAGCACCAACGAGCAGGUGGAAUCAUCGCCGACCACGUGUCAUCCCGUUGGUGCUGAGUAUAACGGCUUUAACGACAUUCCCGCCAUGAGUUCCCGCCUGAAGACCUGCUCUCCAUUCUCAUUUCUCCUGUUCCCUCCCCACCCUCCCAAUUAAUCCCUCCCUCCCCACUCCGCUUUCGUUCUUCCUUCAUCUCUACAGCUCUCAGUCGAAGAAUGGAUGAGGAAUACGAUGUUAUAGUCCUUGGCACCGGCCUCAAGGAAUGCAUCCUCAGCGGCCUCCUCUCUGUCGAUGGGCUCAAGGUGCUUCACAUGGACCGGAAUGACUAUUAUGGCGGCGAGUCGACAUCUCUUAAUCUCAUUCAGCUCUGGAAGCGAUUCAAAGGCAACGACAAGCCGUCAGAACAUCUAGGCUCGAGCAAGGAGUACAAUGUCGAUAUGGUCCCUAAGUUCAUGAUGGCCAACGGUGCUCUGGUUCGUGUUCUCAUCCACACCAGUGUUACCAAGUAUUUGAACUUCAAAGCAGUUGAUGGUAGCUUUGUGUACAACAAAGGGAAGAUAUACAAAGUACCAGCCACUGAUGUUGAGGCACUGAAAUCUCCAUUGAUGGGACUUUUCGAGAAACGCCGUGCCCGAAAGUUUUUUAUCUAUGUUCAAGAUUAUGCAGAGGAUGAUCCAAAGUCGCAUGAAGGACUGGAUUUGCAUAAAGUUACAACUAAAGAAGUCAUUUCCAAGUAUGGACUGGAAGACAACACCAUUGACUUUAUUGGGCAUGCAUUGGCACUUCAUAGAGAUGAUAGCUACUUGGAUGAGCCUGCAAUUGAUACCAUAAAGAGAAUGAAGCUAUAUUCGGAUUCAUUGGCACGCUUUCAAGGAGGUUCUCCAUAUAUAUAUCCUCUUUAUGGUUUGGGAGAGCUUCCUCAGGGGUUUGCUCGUCUAAGCGCUGUUUAUGGUGGCACCUAUAUGCUUAACAAGCCAGAAUGCAAGGUUGAGUUUGAUGCAGAUGGAAAAGCCUAUGGGGUGACAUCUGAAGGAGAGACUGCUAAAUGCAAAAAAGUAGUCUGUGAUCCUUCUUACUUGCCUGAUAAAGUAAAGAAGGUUGGAAGAGUGGCGCGUGCUAUAUGUAUAAUGAGUCACCCAAUCCCAAACACCAAUGAUUCACACUCAGUGCAGAUUAUACUUCCACAGAAACAACUAAGCCGCAAGUCAGACAUGUAUUUGUUUUGUUGCUCUUAUACUCACAAUGUUGCGCCAAAGGGAAAAUAUAUUGCUUUUGUUUCGACUGAAGCUGAAACGGAUCAUCCCGAGAUGGAACUGAAGCCCGGGAUCGAUCUGCUUGGACUAGUAGAUGAGACUUUCUUCCAUAUUUAUGAUAGAUAUGAACCUACAAACAACCAUGAACACGACAACUGCUUCAUAUCCACUAGUUAUGAUGCAACGACACACUUCGAGUCAACCGUACAAGAUGUCAUCUCCAUGUACAGAAAGAUAACUGGAAAGGAGCCUGAUUUGACUGUGGACCUGAGUGCUGCCAGUGCUGCUACAGAAGAUGCUUAAUCUUUCCUCCAUGGAUGACACUCGAAGAAUGCAUGGGCCUAUAUUAUUGAUCCCAUCUGUGCUUUCUGUUUCACAGUUGAAGACUACAGUACCCUCCUUUUUUUUUUUUCCUUCUCUCUUUGAUGAUGAAUUUGAAUUCAUUCAAACAAGUUAGUUCUGUGCCAUUUUUGAGGAGCCUAAAAGCUCUUGACUAAGUUGCUUGCCUACAAUAUAUGAAUCGAAUCAUCUAUGUAUUGAUUUAAUCUCUUCCAUUAGAUUGGGUUUAUCCUGUAAACAAGGAUGGAAUGAGUUGAUGUAGUAGAGGGAAUCUCCUUUGA